GGGAGAGAUUUACAAAGAGGCUGUGUGUGUGUGUGACUGUCAAAUCUACAAAUUCUCUCUCUCUCUCUCUCUCUCUCUCUCUCAUCCUUGAUAUUUCCUGUCUUCAAUUCCCUCUUCAUCUGAUUAUUAUGUUCCCAGAUGUUCAAGGGAUGGGAGAAGGGAAGGGUAUGCAGGCAUUUGAAAAGAGUUUUGUUCAAGUGCAAAGCAUACUGGAUCAGAACAGAGUGUUGAUCAAUGAGAUUAAUCAGAAUCAUGAGUCAAAGAUUCCUGAUAAUCUGGGCAGAAAUGUAGGGCUCAUCAGAGAACUCAACAACAAUAUAAGAAAAGUGGUUGAUCUCUACUCUCAUCUUUCAUCUAAUUUCUCCAAAAAUAUGGAUGCUGUUGUUCAAGUUCAAGGGGAUUCAAGACUAGCAGCAGCAGCAGCAGCUAAUAUGAUGCACAAGAGGACUAGAUAGGCCUGCCUGCUUGCUGCAGCUUAAUUGAUUAAUUACUAGAUCCAAUUUAAUUAUCUUUUCUUUUGUUUUAAGAUGGUUGUAACUCAUGCAUUCAAACUAGUACGUACGUACGUACACCUUUCAUGAAAUUUUUUAGUUUAACAUUUGGAGGAGAUGAUUUAUUUAUUUA
This is a messenger RNA of Helianthus annuus (common sunflower), 624 nucleotides long. RefSeq names its product protein ELF4-LIKE 3. Gene Ontology annotation, biological process: positive regulation of circadian rhythm; entrainment of circadian clock. Bases 129 to 455 code for a protein of 108 amino acids. The transcript has 2 exons. The record is from RefSeq and is a predicted model, not a curated record. NCBI's taxonomy places the organism in Eukaryota, Viridiplantae, Streptophyta, Magnoliopsida, Asterales, Asteraceae.